GUACUGUAUUGCAAGCGGUUCUGAACUUCGGGGCCGAUCCGACACCUUUGUGCUACACGGCAAGGACUGUUGAUGAGCUCAGACACUCUCUGUAUCAUCCAAAGCUUGACUUUUGGAAUAUAGCCGUGGAGCACGCGGAAUACGAAUCCCUCAUCAUCGACUGGGCAAAGCGGUGUGGAGCCAUCUUGAAGAGGCAUCGUCUGGCCGCGAAGCCACAGAGACUUGCAGCAGCGGCCAAGCGGGCAGCCGAGAGGGGCUGGCUUCUGGGUAUGCGGCAGUGCCUGAGCGAGCUUGACAAGCUUGCCUGUCUGUCCGAGCAUGUGGCGAACAAGUUCGACAUGGUUGAACUCGAGACACUGCGAGAGGAGCUGGCUCUUGUCGCCAUCAAGGCUGGAGCUGCGAAUGUCGUGGAGUUUUUGGUGCCCCGCUGGCAAAAGAUGCCGCCGUCGCUGAUUUGUUGCGCUUGCGCACAUGGAAAGCAGGAGAUUGCUGCGUUCCUGCUUGAGAAAGGGGCUGACCUAUGCAUGAGCACCCAUGGGAAGGUUGGUUACUUCAACUCACCUCUGGACAUGGCUGUGAAGCAUUGCCACAUCAACGUAGUAGACUUCCUCUGCGAAGUACUGAAAUCAGAUCCUCGGGCGAAGCGGCCCGGAACAGCAGCCCAGGAAGGUCUUGAGGGAGUUGAACAUGCAGAGUCUCGAGUACAUGGACACGCUGGUUGCGUACGUUCAGGACAAGCUGACUUGCCGCCGAGCUUCUACAGCCCGAGCGUGCGAGGUUGCACAUGA
Symbiodinium pilosum is the source of this 788-nucleotide messenger RNA. Lineage: Eukaryota; Dinophyceae; Suessiales; Symbiodiniaceae. The record is from the annotation of a GenBank genome assembly.